AUGGCUCCAUCGGUUAAGCAGAGAAAGAUUGCCAUCCUGGGCAGUCGAUCUGUCGGGAAAUCCUCCUUGACCGUUCAAUAUUGCGAAGGCCACUUCGUUGAAAGCUAUUAUCCCACGAUAGAGAACACGUUCAGUCACGAGAUCGUCUACAAAGGGCAGACCUUCCUGACGGAAAUCAUCGACACCGCAGGCCAGGAUGAAUAUAGUCUACUGAAUUCGAAAUUAUACAUCGGCAUCCACGGGUACCUCAUCGUCUAUUCGGUAGCCUCGAGGCAGUCGUUCGAGAUGGUUAGGAUCAUUCGGGACAAAUUACUGAAUCACCUGGGCGCCGACUCUGUUCCCAUCAUGAUCGUAGGUAACAAGAAUGACGUCGACGCAAAGAAACAACGAAAAAUUUCCGCCGAGGAAGGUCAAAAGUUGGGACAAGAACUCAACUGCGGUUGGAUUGAAACCAGCGCACGAAACAAUACCAAUGUCGCGAAAGCAUUCGAGCUGAUGAUCGCCGAGAUCGAGAAAUCGCAAGAACCUGACAAGCCUGCCGGGGGAGGAAAGUGCAUGGUGAUGUGA
Cladophialophora yegresii CBS 114405 is the source of this 567-nucleotide messenger RNA. Its product is annotated as GTP-binding protein rhb1. Gene Ontology annotation, molecular function: GTPase activity; GDP binding; GTP binding. The coding region runs from base 1 to 567 and encodes 188 amino acids. The record is from RefSeq and is a predicted model, not a curated record. Gene Ontology annotation, biological process: small GTPase-mediated signal transduction. Lineage: Eukaryota; Fungi; Ascomycota; Eurotiomycetes; Chaetothyriales; Herpotrichiellaceae. The transcript is spliced from 4 exons. Gene Ontology annotation, cellular component: plasma membrane.